Doryrhamphus excisus (bluestripe pipefish) is the source of this 2886-nucleotide messenger RNA. RefSeq names its product phosphoglucomutase 1 (gene pgm1). The record is from RefSeq and is a predicted model, not a curated record. Gene Ontology annotation, biological process: positive regulation of protein localization to ciliary membrane; carbohydrate metabolic process. Gene Ontology annotation, molecular function: phosphoglucomutase activity; magnesium ion binding; calcium ion binding. Lineage: Eukaryota; Metazoa; Chordata; Actinopteri; Syngnathiformes; Syngnathidae. Gene Ontology annotation, cellular component: plasma membrane protein complex; ciliary membrane; cytosol.
UAUUUAAUGCUGAUUGCUCGUUUGUAAUGGAGAAUUUCAAAAAUAUAACAGCUGAGCCUCGACAUCCACCGACAUUUUAAAGUGAAACCUAAAGGUUUAUUCCAUUUUUAAUUCGGCAAAAGGUAUGUAGGGCAACUUCGACGAUAGCAUUUGUUUCUUCCGUGCCCUUUAGCGGUGAACACACAACGUUAUUAUUACAGUUGACUUAGCAACAGGCAGACCUUAGUAACGGCGGUAUUUUGUCCGUCGGUGCAUAACCAAGCCAAUUGAGCUAAUCAAGUUCGUGGUAAUGUAUUUGUUAGUAUGCCAUAAAUAUUUUUAAACCAAAUAUCCCGAGUCGUUAGAUAAUUUAUCCAACCAAAGAUGUCGUAUUUGGAGUCAUCUCAGGCUCCUGUUGAGGAGGAAGCUUUCUACUUGCAGUGUAGAGCCGCCUACCUUCAGAUAUUCAGAUCUAGUCUGACAAAUAUCACCUCGAAACAGGAGUUAUGUCGAGUUCUCCAACUGGCUGGCAGAAAUCCCUCCGAAGCCACUCUCGAUAAAUACUGGACCCCAGAAACGACUGACAUGAACUUCGACGAUUUCUGUGGGAUUCUGAAAUGUGAGCGGAAGGCUGAGAAGAACGAACUGAUGCGAGUUUUCAAAAAGCUGGAUACCAAUGGUGAUGGAUACAUCUCGCACAGCAAAGUGGAAAAGCUCCUUACUACUGGAGGCGAUCCAAUGACACCUGAAGAGGUCAAGACCAUUUUCUCAUUGAGUGACAUCAACAAGGAUGGCAAAUUUAACUAUAAAGAAUUCUGCAGACAGCUUGUGUCAACAGUGGAGAUGUGUCAGAUGGCCUCUUUGGAGAAACUCCAGGCUGACACCAAGCUUAAAAGACAAAACUUUGGCAGCCAUUUAGGCAGUCCUCCUUAUCCCUCCAUGUCGGCAGAAGCAGCCGCCGCUCCGCAGACUGCAGAAGCAACAUGGUCGGAUCCAGACACCACACUUAGGAAAGAAAGCCAAGCAUCCUCCCGUCCUUCUUCCGCACGCAGUAGACGCUCAUCAGUGUCAAACUCAGCGCCUGCCACAUCUGUCAGCAGCAAGCAGUGGCAUCAGUGUUGCAUGAAGGGCUGUUUCUUACUGGAGGCGGAUGGGACCAUUAGCUCUCUGCAUUACCAGCUGCACCUCCCUCAAACUGCCAACAUUAUCCUCAGUAUCCAGCCUACCAGCCUCAACCACAGACCAGACAAGCCUUCCCCCUGGAUGAAUGUGGACACAGCUCUUUUUGUGAUGUUAGCUGGCAACACAGAGGAGAAUUCGACACUAAUGUGUUUCACUAAUACAAAAGACAAAGAAAAGUACAUUUGGAGAGGAGAACUAAAAGCCGGGAUGUACUACCUGCUGCCUUUCUCCACUGGCUGUAAAUUAAAGAAAAAGAGCAAAAAGAAAGUUUCUAGUAAAAGUGUAGAACUUGUCUACAAAACUGACACUGGAGAAGUAGACCUCACCAAGGAGUUCCGGGAGGUGCUAUCUGAAAUCUUUGACAUGAUAGACCUGGAUGGGAAUGGUUUGCUCAGUCUGGAGGAAUACAAUUUUUUGGAGCUGAUGGUCAGUGGAGAAGAGUGUAAGAUGGGGACGUGGGCCAUCUGCAAAGAGAAUUUUGACAUGAGAAAGAACCAACUAACACGGCAGGGUUUCAUGGAGCUGAAUCUGAUGGAGGCGACGGAAAAAGACGGAGAUUCCGAUGACCUAUGGACCCUUGUGGAAACCAUGGGCUACAACCGUAUGCUGGAGCUCGUCGAGGCUUGCCCGUUUCAAAUCGAAGUGCAGUGUGAGGGCACACAGCCAACAAUUCAGCCGCUCAAACUGGACUCUGGGCCCAAGCUUCUGAACCAGGCCCUUCAGAGGUCCAUCACUCUCGUGGGAGCAGCCAAGCCGCUGAAAGGACAAGAUAACGUGCUCAUCUACACCUACAACGGAGAACAAAGGGUCUCCUCCCUCAUAGCCAACAAGUCCAACCAGAAAGUGACGGUUCAUGUCAACAACAAACAGAACACCAACUGCUGCAGCAGUAGAGGCCUGAGUGUGUUUGCCAUUGAAGUACCAGCUAGAACUAAAAUGGUGUGCCAACAUGUCCUGCCCAUCAGUGAGAAACAAGAUUGGGCUUACAACUGUGUGGAGACUUUACUGCCCCCGAGAUAGAGCUUUAUACGAUAUGCAGCAUUUUUAUGCCUAAAUCCAUGUUAUCUCUGUAGUUGACUAUCUAUCUACUGGUUAGCACUCAGUCAUGUACUGUGGGGAUACUUUGGGGAUACUGCACUGGCAAUGAAGUACAUGCUUCAGCAUUGCACUCGCGUCUAAACUUUACUUGCCCUUUCCAGCAGUAGAGUCUCGAUCUAUUUAUAUCUCACAGACAAUUUUUUGCCCUUUGACUUUCUCUACUGAAACAGUAGAGCCAGCUAACAAAAUAUCAUUUGGCAUAUACGAGAUGUAUUUUAUGUCACCGUCUGCUUCUCUUUUCUAAACUACAUCACAAAUUAAAAAGCAAAAUUGUAAAACUGUUCAAAUCACAUAUCAAUAAGAAGGCUUGACUUUUCAAUCUGUGGUUAUGUAUUGCUUAUGCUUAAUGUUCUAUAAGAUUAGAUGGCAAAAAACUGUACUUUAUUUUAUGUAUCACAACAAGCGAUAUGACAAGACUCAACUUUGCUCUGUUGGUGCCGAGUAAACACACUGUGAUGCAACAAGCAAACAUUCACAGCCUGAGGACUAUUUCACAAUAUUACACUCACAGGUAUGUUAGUCCAUUUUUGUAACAAUUAAGAAAUGCCCAUUUGUAAACAUAUUAGAGAUAUCUGUAGUUAUGUUCUUGGUGCAUGAUAAACUCACUGGUGCUUUUUGCAACAUUUG